AUGAGGGCUCACAACGUCGCUCAGCUCACCGGCGCGCUCCUCGCUGCCAACGCCCUCGCCAACGAGGCCUCCUUCAAGGCCUCCAAUGUCGAUGGCUUCUUCGUCGAGCAGUUCCAGGAGCAGAUCCCCGAGGGUCGCUGGACCGUCUCUCGCGCCACCAAGCAGACCCCCGUCGGUGACGAGACCUUCUCCUACGUCGGCACCUGGGCCGUCGAGGAGCCCGAGGUCUACCCUGGUAUCAAGGGCGACACUGGUCUUGUCCUCAAGUCCAAGGCUGCUCACCACGCCAUCUCGACCGUCUUCCCCGAGCCCAUCGACCCCAAGGGCAAGCCCCUCGUUGUCCAGUACGAGGUCAAGCUCCAGAAGGGUCUCGAGUGUGGCGGUGCCUACAUCAAGCUCCUGACCGAGGAGAACGGUGCCAAGGCUCUCCGUGACGGCGAAGAGUACACGGACAAGACGCCGUUCACCAUCAUGUUCGGCCCCGACAAGUGCGGUGCGACCAACAAGGUGCACUUCAUCUUCCGUCACAAGAACCCGAUCACGGGCGAGUACGAGGAGAAGCACUACACCCACCCCCCUGCCCCGCGCAUCUCCAAGACGACUGCGCUCUACACGCUCAUUGUCAACCCCGACAACACGUUCCAGAUCAAGAUCAACGACGAGGUCACCGCCGAGGGCAACCUCCUCGAGGACUUCAAGCCCCCUGUCAACCCGCCCAAGCUCAUCGACGACCCCGAGGACUCGAAGCCCGAGGACUGGGUCGACGAGGAGAUGAUCGAGGACGUUGAGGCUGUCAAGCCCGACGACUGGGACGAGGACGCCCCCCUCAUGAUCGAGGACACUGAGGCCGUCAUGCCCGAGGACUGGCUCGUCGACGAGCCCCGCGACAUAGCCGACCCCGACGCGGGGAAGCCCGAGGAGUGGGACGACGAGGAGGACGGAGACUGGAUCGCCCCCACUGUGCCGAACCCCAAGUGUGACGAGGUUUCUGGCUGUGGCCCAUGGGUCGCCCCCAAGAUCCGCAACCCCGACUACAAGGGCAAGUGGACGCGCCCCUGGAAGAAGAACCCCGCGUACAAGGGUGCCUGGGCUCCUCGCCAGAUUGACAACCCCGAGUGGUUUGAGGACCCGCACCCCGCCGAGCUCGAGCCCAUCGGUGGUGUCGGCAUCGAGCUCUGGACCAUGACCGAGGACAUUCUCUUCGACAACAUUUACAUUGGCACCGACCCUGCCGAGGCCAAGAAGUUUGCCGACGAGACGUUCCACGUCAAGAAGCCGAUCGAGCAGGCUGCCGAGGGUUCGCUCGCCGACGACGACGAGGGCGACCUCUCGCUGUCGGACAAGAUCCGUCUCAAGAUCUACGAGUUCUCCGACCUGGCUAAGGAGACGUCGCUCCUCGACGCCGCCAAGGCGCUCCCCGAGGUCGCCGCCGGCCUCACCGCCGCGCUCGUGACCUUCCUCGCGCUCCUCCUCGGCCUCAUGGGUCUCUCGGGCUCCAAGCCCAAGCAGGCCAACAAGACGGCCAAGAAGCCCACCGUCGUCAAGAAGAAGGUCACGACGACCACGACCGAGUCCCCCGCCGGCAAGGUCACCUCGGCUAAGAUCGAGGAGAUCGACUCGGAGGGUGACGUCAAGGUCACGCAGCGCGCCGUCAAGCGCGACUAA
Trichosporon asahii var. asahii CBS 2479 is the source of this 1665-nucleotide messenger RNA. Its product is annotated as ER-associated protein catabolism-related protein. Gene Ontology annotation, molecular function: calcium ion binding. Gene Ontology annotation, cellular component: endoplasmic reticulum; endoplasmic reticulum membrane. The transcript is spliced from 2 exons. The record is from RefSeq and is a predicted model, not a curated record. Gene Ontology annotation, biological process: protein folding. The coding region runs from base 1 to 1665 and encodes 554 amino acids. Lineage: Eukaryota; Fungi; Basidiomycota; Tremellomycetes; Trichosporonales; Trichosporonaceae.